Cornus florida is the source of this 754-nucleotide messenger RNA. RefSeq lists its product as uncharacterized. The transcript has a single exon. The record is from RefSeq and is a predicted model, not a curated record. The coding region runs from base 21 to 434 and encodes 137 amino acids. Lineage: Eukaryota; Viridiplantae; Streptophyta; Magnoliopsida; Cornales; Cornaceae.
UCAAUAUUCAUGUUUUUUGGAUGCAAAUGGAGAAUGAAUUCAAUUCAAAUAAGCUCCAUUAUGAUAUCGCCAUGUCAAAGAGGACACGAAAGCCAUUGAAGCUCGGGGAAGAAGCUAACAAUGAAGUUGAAGAAGGUCCACAUUUGGAGACAGAGAGUCCUUCAAAGUGUGUGAAUGAAUGUGUUGAAGGAGAAGAGAAUGAUCACACGAGUUUGAAACAGCUGAUCGAAGGAAGGAGUUCUCUCAUCCAACACUUCACAGAAGAAGAGAAGCAGCUUCAAAUGGUGGUUAAACACCAAGAAGAGGGGUUGGAUGGGAUGAAGUUCAAAAAAAUGGUGAAAAGUUACGCCAAAGUUCUCAGCCAUUUGAUCAAGGUCAAGCGGGACCCGCCUUUAGGGUCCAGGAAAAGGCUGGUACGUCGAUUGACAAUGUAGGUUUCAAUCAAAUGGAUGAUAAUUUCCCUUUAUAUUUAUAUUUUCCUUACAUUUCCUUGGCAUGGAUGGAUAGGAAAGUCUUUGCACUUCCUUUCCUAGCUUGCAUGGUUUGAUUAUUCUUGUUAAAUCUCAUAUUAUUUAUUGAUAAACUAUAUGUAACCUAAUACAAGUGAUGCUAUAUGUGAUCAUUCUUCUUUUCUUUUUCUUUUUUCUUUUUUGUUUCUUUAAGUGCAAGAAAUUUCACAAAAACUCAUCUAUGAGGUGAGAAGAAGUUGGUUGACAAAUGACGUCUGAAACAAUAUGGCCAUGAAGGUAAAGAA